AUGCUCCCUAAAAUGUACAUCGUCUCUAUUAUGUUACUGAUACUUUUGGACAUCAUGCCAUUGAGCGCAAGAAUCGGCAGACACAAAACGAAGAACGUGCAUAAAUCAAAGGCUAAGAAACCUAACAUAUGUGUGGGAAGCACGUGGAAAAGCAUAGGGAAGUACAGGUUCUGGCAGCGGGUGGCGUGUGCGCAGCGCAGAGCUGGCAGCAACACUACUGCGGACGUGGGUACAACGACGGACAUUAUGGACUUGUUGCCAAGCCAGGAAGCGGGCCCACCGCGGAACGCCAGCUACGACCCCAACUACGGACAUGAACCCUACUGGGCCGAUGGAGGCUGGGUGUUUGAUAAAUUUGUCCUAAAUAAAACAGGGCCGAAAUAUAUUUGCGGGGUUCGAUGUUCCCUGAUAUUCAUCCAAUACGGGAAACUUUGUGCAAGGAACGACAGAGGUGAUAUAAAAAAUUUUGAGAGUUUUUGCGCUAUGAAGAGUUUCGACUGCAGUAAUAAAGACAAAUGGACACCAAUGUAUAGAGGAGAUUGCUUCAGAGAUUUAGAACCUCACUACACCAGAGAUAUCCUGAAUAGAGCACAAAAGGCUAUUGAGGACGUAACCAAGCGACACAAAAACCUUGAACCCUACGUUGGUAUUGCGUAA
This is a messenger RNA of Spodoptera littoralis (African cotton leafworm), 657 nucleotides long. NCBI's taxonomy places the organism in Eukaryota, Metazoa, Arthropoda, Insecta, Lepidoptera, Noctuidae. The record is from the annotation of a GenBank genome assembly.